This is a messenger RNA of Myotis daubentonii (Daubenton's bat), 3398 nucleotides long. It is a transcript of the gene SLC26A7, whose product is annotated as solute carrier family 26 member 7. The record is from RefSeq and is a predicted model, not a curated record. Lineage: Eukaryota; Metazoa; Chordata; Mammalia; Chiroptera; Vespertilionidae. Gene Ontology annotation, biological process: transmembrane transport. Gene Ontology annotation, cellular component: membrane.
UACUUCAUAAUUGCUCCAGAGGCUCUUACAUGCUAACCUCUAAAACUCUCUAAAACCCCAGCCCAGGAGGUUUCUCUCUCUGUUUUGUCUCCUCCCUUUCUCUUGCAUUCACUAUCUACUUUCUCCUCUUUCCAUUAUCCACAUUCUCUAAUAGUAGCAAAAGGAAUUGUGUUGAAAAGAGAUAGACCUUUCCCUACAUGGUGACUGAAUGGGGAGGAGUCCUUAUUUUCCCCAUGACUAUCUCUAACUGUUUUUCUCUCUCCAGCUAGUCUCCUGUUCCUCUAACAGCACAGCCUGGAGCCAGGCUGAAAUAGACUAAAUAAUUCUUGGGUGCUUUCAGGAGUAGGGACAUUCAUGUGUUAAUUCUUAUUGAGUGGGUCCUACGUCUGCAGAACCUUCUUUUAGGUCCUAGGAAAGUGGCAAAGUGAGUUAUGUGAAUAAUCUCUCCUCGCAAGGAAUUUACAAUCUCACCAGCGUGACUGGCUAAAAUUACAUGAAGGAGAUUUCAAGGAAGAAAACCAACAGACAGUGAGAAGGAGCGCAGCUGUACACCCACGAAUAGCUUAAGGGCUACCUGAAUGUUGGGUUUGCAGCAAGAAGAAAACUGUGGGGAAACCAGAAGUUUCAUGGAAGAGGACUGAGCCCUCUGGAAGUUUUAUCUUUUUGCAUAGCUUAUAGGGAGGGAUCAGCUAGCUGAAUGCUUUCUGUUUUGGUUAGCGUGACCCAGCCUACUUCCAACACAUGCCCAGAACUACAUUAGUCAUGGGAUUGGAGCCAAACAUUUAAGACCUCAGAGCAUAUACAAGAAUUUACUGCUUUGACAUUGAAAACCACGGAAGAAUUGGAGCCUUGCAUUGAAAGGAGUUGUUCUGCAGCAGUUUUUUUCUUGUCUAAAGUUUACUUCUGCAAGAGAACAUCUGAAAAAUGACAGGGGCAAAGAGGAAAAAGAAAAGUGUGCUCUGGAGCAAGGUGAAGGCUCCCCAUUGUGAAGGCUUUAAACAGUGGUGUAGAAGGCGGCUACCGAUUUUGGAAUGGGCAUUACAUUACAAUCUGAAAGAAAACUUGCUUCCAGAUACUGUGUCUGGGAUCAUGUUGGCAGUUCAACAGGUGACACAAGGCUUGGCCUUUGCCAUUCUCUCAUCUGUGCACCCGGUGUUCGGCUUGUAUGGGUCUUUCUUUCCUGCCACCAUUUAUGCCAUCUUUGGAAUGGGACGUCACGUUGUCACAGGCACUUGUGCCUUGACAUCCUUAAUAUCAGCCAAUGCAGUGGAACGGCUUGUCCCUUCGAGUAGCCAGAACCUCACCAAACAAAGUAACACAAGCAUCCUGGGCUUAUCUGACUUUGAGAUGGAAAGGAUUGGUAUCGCUGCAUCUGUUUCCUUCUUGGGAGGUGUGAUUCAGGUGGCCAUGUUUGCCCUACAACUGGGCAGUGCUACGUUCCUGCUCACGGAGCCUGUGAUCAGCGCAAUGACAACUGGGGCUGCCACAAAUGUUGUGACUUCACAAGUCAAGUAUCUCUUGGGAAUGAAAAUACCCUACAUAUCCGGGCCACUUGGAUUAUUUUACAUCUACACAUAUGUCUUUGAGAACAUCAAGUCUGUUCGCCUGGAAGCCCUGCUCUUAUCCUUGCUGAGCAUUGUGGUGCUUGUGGUGGUGAAAGAGUUAAAUGAGCAGUUUAAAAGGAAAAUUAAAGCCGUCCUUCCUGUCGAUUUGGUUUUGGUUAUUGCUGCAUCAUUUGCUUGUUAUUAUACCGAUAUGGAAAAUACAUAUGGAUUAGACGUACUUGGUCAUAUUCCAAAAGGAAUUCCUUUGCCUAGACCUCCCUCCAUGAAUGUCCUCUCUGCAGUAAUCAAAGAAGCUUUUGGAGUAGCACUUGUGGGCUAUGCGGCCUCACAGGCUCUUGCUCAAGAAUCUGCCAAAAAAUUCAAAUAUUCAGUGGAUGACAACCAGGAAUUUUUGGCUCAUGGCCUCAGCAAUGUGGUUUCUUCAUUUUUCUUCUGCAUACCAAGUGCUGCCGCCAUGGGAAGGACCACUGGCCUGUACAGCACAGGAGCAAAGACACAGGUGGCUUGUCUCAUAUCUUGCAUUUUCGUCCUGACAGUCAUCUAUGCAAUAGGACCUUUGCUUUACUGGCUGCCAAUGUGUGUUCUUGCAAGUAUUAUUGUCGUGGGACUGAAAGGAAUGCUCAUUCAGUUUCGGGAUUUAAAAAAAUAUUGGAAUGUGGAUAAAAUCGAUUGGGGCAUAUGGGUCAGUACAUAUCUAUUUACAAUAUGUUUUGCUGCCAAUGUGGGGCUCCUGUUUGGUGUUGUUUGUACCAUAGCUAUGGUGAUUGGUCGCUUCCCAAGAGCAAAGACACUGAAUAUAAAACACAUGAAUGAAAUGGAAUUUAAAAUGAAAACAGAAAUGGAUGGUGAAACCCGGCAGCAGGUGAAAAUUAUCUCAAUAAACAACCCACUGGUUUUUCUGAAUGCAAAGAAGUUUCAUGCUGAUCUAAUGAAUAUAAUCCAAAAAGAACAUGCCAGCAACCAGCCAUUUGAUGAUACCAACAAGUGUGAACAAAACUCAUUGCUCAAUUCUCUGUCCAAUGGCAAUUGCAUUGAAGAAGCGUCACAGCCCUGCCCAGAGGAGAGGGCGUGCUCCAUAGUCCUGGACUGCAGCGGGUUGGCCUUUUUUGACUCUUCUGGCGUCUCCGUGCUGGUUGAGGUUUACAGGGACUGUCAGAGCAGGAGUGUGGAUGUAUCAUUAGCCCAUUGCACAGCUUCCUUGGUAAAAGCCAUGCAGUACUUUGGAAACCUAGACUCAGAGGAACCAAUUUUUUUUAAAUCAGUAUCUGCUGCAAUAAGUGACAUCCAUUCGAAUAAAGUGAGACAAAAUCUGAGCAAACUCAGUGAGCAGAGUGAAGUCUGAAGCCCCAUGUGCUACAGCACAGAUGUUGCUUCAGCAACUGGCCUGCGGAGAACGUACGCCAGCGUUUUGCACAACCUGUUCCGUCGUUCAGAUCCUGCAGAGGACCUCUGCUAUGAUCCAUCCAGUGUGACUUGUUAGCCACAGAGUCCUGGUCAAGAUCUGCUAUCACUUUUUUCCUAAUUUUUGUUAGUAAGCAGAUUCACUGAGUAGGUUAUUUUAUAAAAUGGGUAUGCAUUUAGUUUUGGUAUACUGAAAGGUAAACAUGAAUGUAUUUCCUUUUUUUCUAGUAUUUUGUGUUAUUUUAUUUCUCUUUUGUUGUCAGUUAAUUUGUAAAACUGAGAAGCAUCUUGUCGUCAGAGACUUAGAACAUUUGCAAACCAUUUGUAAAAACCCAGGAUCUUCUAUAACUAAUAUACAAAAACAACGUAGCACAUUGCCAUUUUCCCUUACAAAAAGCACACACAAUUAAAUAUCUAUUUUAUGUGAUGGGA